Messenger RNA from Thlaspi arvense, 429 nucleotides. Lineage: Eukaryota; Viridiplantae; Streptophyta; Magnoliopsida; Brassicales; Brassicaceae. The record is from the annotation of a GenBank genome assembly.
AUGCAGGAGAGUCCUAUAAAGUUGAAUAAAAUGGCUUCCAAGGUUUUGAUUCUGUUGGGUCUCUUUGCACUUCUAUUCGCCUUCUCAAAUGUGGCCGCAGCAAGGCACUCAUCGAUGGAAUCGGAGAGUGAGCAAGAUUACUCUGACCUACAGAGCGUUGAACAAAAUGAUUUGACCGAAAAUAAUUUGACCGAAAAUAAUAAUAUUGUGAAGGCCCGUUCUCAAAAAAAAAAUAAUAAUAAUAAUAAUAUUGAAACGAGGAAUGAACAUUUGCAACCUGAUCAAAUGAAAGGUGGUUGCCCCAACGGCUGCUGCCGCAGCAAACACGAUCGCUGCAUACGCUGCUGUUCUUUUGCCGAAGAAGUUGUUGAGACUCAACCCGAUGCAAAAGUUAGCAAUCCAAUUUUCCUUCUUAGCACAAUCCAAUAA